Penicillium argentinense is the source of this 2979-nucleotide messenger RNA. Its product is annotated as calpain-like protease PalBory. The transcript has 4 exons. Bases 1 to 2979 code for a protein of 992 amino acids. NCBI's taxonomy places the organism in Eukaryota, Fungi, Ascomycota, Eurotiomycetes, Eurotiales, Aspergillaceae. Gene Ontology annotation, biological process: proteolysis. Gene Ontology annotation, molecular function: calcium-dependent cysteine-type endopeptidase activity. The record is from RefSeq and is a predicted model, not a curated record.
AUGUCACCCGACAAGAGCACGACCGAGCUGGAUAGCCGGAAAGGCACAGGCAAAAACGCACCUCGGCGCGGUGACGAAAUGAACCGAGGUCCAUUCGGCCGCACUGUCAGCCUUGCAUGGGGACCGAUCGCAACAACACUACGUUUCCUAAGGAAGCAGAAGCAACCCUCACGUGCUCGGCGGACUCAUGAAAGCGAUCGGAAUCGAAUGCGUAUGCGCAACUAUCGCUAUCCCGAGAAGCCGGAGUCUGCGGACGCCUUGCUCGGAGGUCUACAGGGAGGACGAUUCGGGCCUGUCGGGCCAUCCCAUUUGGUCUGCCAAGACGAGGCGAUGAGCGCGGCUGUUGCGGGGCGCGUCUGUUCCGACCACGUUUGGUCGAGUCGUUGGACACGACGAUCGGAUUUGCUUGCGAAAGGUCGCAGAGCCCGCGCAAGCCAUGUCGAGACCCGACGGGGCCUUGCCGCCGUCCCCUCUCUCGCAGGCACUGCCGAGGGUGCCAUCGCCGUCGCAACCUCCCAGAGGGCCGCCCUCAAUGCCGCCAUCGAUGCCGCCGAACAUUACAUGAAGGCGCUGCGCCUCGCAGCCCCGGACGACAAGAAGCAUCUCGAUGCCAAAUGCAAGGAGCUCCUCACGCGCGCCGAAACCAUCAAGGCCGCCGCGGACUGGCAGGUCGCCGCCCGCCAAAAAGCGGUCCGCAGCCUGCGCCCCCCCACAUCCACGCGGAAGCUCACCACCCGUGAAGAGAUCAUCAUUCUCGAGGGCGCAAAACUCAAUGGCUUCAUCUUUCCACCGUGGGAUCGCCCGCCGGCAGCCGCAGAAUUCGCGACGUACGAUGACGGCCUGUUUACGGACACCCCAGAUCUACGUCUCUCUGACUGCCAGAGGGAAAUUUUUGCAGGAUGGAAAAGACCUGCGGAUCUUCUGCGUGCCAGACGUGCUGUCAUGCCGUUGCCGGAUGGAGGCACCAAGCCGGUCAUGUCGGUAGCAGGACUGACCGAUCUCGUUCAAGACGUCCUCACCGACUGCUCAGUAGUGGCGAGCCUCUGUGCGACUACUUCUCGAUCUGAGCGAGGCUUGGGCAAGCAUGCAUCGCCAGCCAUGUACCCGUGUGAAGGCGACUCAACGAACCCGACUCUGUGCCCGAUCGGGAAGUACGUCUUCUCUUUCUACUUUAACGGAGCAUUCAGGAAGGUUGUCAUAGAUGAUCGACUACCGUCCUCGAAAACAUCGCGGUCUUUGCACGUAAUUGACCGGAAUAACCCCAGCUUUCUAUGGCCAGCCCUUGUCGAGAAGGCCUACCUCAAAGUCCGCGGAGGUUACGAUUUUCCCGGCAGCAAUUCGGGUACGGACCUCUGGGUAUUGACCGGUUGGAUUCCAGAACAGGUCUUUCUACACAAUGAAGAUGCCACAUCCGACGAGAUCUGGGGCCGCCUCUACAAGGCGUUCUCCUACGGCGACGUUGUGUUGACCAUUGGCACUGGGAAACUGACAGAGUUGGAGCAAAAGGGCUUGGGUUUGGUGAGCGAACAUGACUAUGCUAUUCUGAACAUGAAAGAAGACGGUGGACGUCGCCAAUUCCUUCUGAAGAACCCAUGGGCGGGCGCAGAGCCUACUACAAGACAAGCCAGCCGAGACGAUCCACCAUCGCACCUCUCUCCGGGGACCUUUUGGAUGGACUGCGAGGAAGUCCUCCAAAACUUUGAAAACCUCUAUCUCAACUGGAACCCCGGACUGUUCAAGUAUCGGGAGGAUAUUCAUUUCACCUGGGACUUAUCUCCCGGGCGUGUCGUUGCGAAGAGCUUUGUCAAAAACCCCCAGUUCUCAGUUCACAACGAGUCCGGUGGAACUGUCUGGCUGCUGCUUGGGAAACAUUUCAAAACGGACCACCAUCGCCUCAUGAAGAACCCUGACCCCGAAAGUCGAGAAGUGGGCUUCAUCAGCAUUUACAUUUUUCAGGCUGAUGGCAAGCGAGUUUCUCUGAGCGAUGGAGCACUUUAUCGGGGGCCGUUUGUGGAUUCGCCCAACACCCUAAUGAGACUCGAGAUGCCACCAAAAACCACGUACACGGCCGUGAUCUCUGAGCAAUCAUUGCCUUCUUCGACCCAAAAUUUCACACUUUCUGCAUUUUCGACUUCCCACGUAAGUGUGGCUCGCUCACAGGACAGAUACAUGUGUUUGAAUAAAGCAGUUGGCUCCUGGACAUCCCUGACAGCUGGCGGUAAUGCCGAGUCAGCUCGGUACUCGUCCAACCCCCAGUUCAGCCUGCAAGUCUCGGAAAAAACCGACGUUUCAAUUCUUCUUGAGUCCGAAGAAGCUGAACUGGCGACCCAUGUGAAAUUAUUCUGGUCAAACGGGCAGCGCAUCGCGAGAGUGCGAAGCCGAGACAUCAUCGCCGACAGCGGAGAUUAUCGUCGCGGAUGCGCGCUGGCCGAGACGACAUCCCUCGAGAAGGGUAUCUAUACGAUCGUCUGCUCAACAUUCGCAUCGGACCAAGUGGGUCACUUCACGCUUUGGAUCUCAUCUGACAUCCCAUGCACGGUGCAACCACUGGCCUCCGAGUUUGCUGGUCGCCGCGUGGCUGUGUCUGACGUCGGCGUCCUCCAUCCUGGCAAAGAUCGGAUGUUGGCGUCCUUACAAACCUCUCGCCUGACGCGACUCAGGCUCAUUGCGAGAAACAAACUAUCGAAAAUAGGAUCUCGAUCGGUUGCGCCGUCACCAGUCUUGAUGACCGUGGAAUUGGGACAAGGUCCGUAUAAGGAAGUGCUAGCUGCCUCGGAAGAUGGAAGCCAUUGUGAUGCUGCAUCGGGGGUCCGCGUAGAUGAUUUUGAUCUAUCGCCGAACCUGGACUCUCGAGGCCAAGUAUGGAUUGUGAUCGAACGGAUUGGGGGCCCGGGAGGGCAAGUGGAAGACCACUUUGAAGUGGAGGCGCUGGCCGAGGAGCGUGUUGAGAUUGGAGAGUGGAUCGUCGAGGAUUGCUGA